GAUCUGGAUCAAGCGCGCUGUGAAAGACCGCAGGGAAAGGUCUUGCAUCCAGAAAUUCCAGAGAGGGUCAAACAGACCGAUGACUGGUCUGCAUGGGCCCCAGGACUCAAACACGCCCUGAGGGAUCACCAACCUCCGCUCCAAGAGCCGCCCACGGAAGUGGUGGAAGCGCCAGAUUGGGGGGAGGGUUUGGAGGAAUCUGAGUUCCCAUUGGAGGGAGAAGAAGAAUCUGGGUCACCAGAGCUCGGCGACGAAGUUGCCAAAGCGUCCCACGAUCCAGCCAAUGCUCCGGGGGCUGACCCUGAAAUUGGGGGGGAGGCAUCCCCUGAGAAGUCAGGUGACUGGGUUGAUGAGGAGAUCAGCAAGUGCAGCCGACCUCUGAAACUCAAACAUGUGACCAUGGUAGAACCGGUUCAGUCGCGAUCUACCACCGUAGUGCUCAACGCGCUAUCACAAUUGGUGGUUCGUAUGAAGUCAUAUGGCAUCAAUGUGAAUCGUCUCCACUCCGAUCGGGCCAAAGAACUGAUUGGUAGGCAAACAGCUGUCUGGUGUGCAAAAAAUGGUCUCAGACAUACCUUUGGUGGUGGCGAUGACCCCGCCAAUAAUGGUCAUGUCGAAGCGGAAAUCAACCAACUGAAACGCAGAACCAGGCUUUACCUGCGGAAUGCUGGGUUUACAAACGAUGAGUGGCCCACCGCUCUCCGGUACUCGGCCGAAGAGAGAAUGAGGGUCCAAUUGAGUGCCCUGGGUGUCACCAUGAUGCCCAUGCUUCCGUAUGGUGCUUCUGUGGUUGUGAAAAGGAAACGAUGGCAUUCCCCUGGAGUACUUGCUCCUCCGUAUGUCAAUGCCACGCUUCUCACUGCUAGCCCCAAUAUGAGUCAAGGUUGGGUCGUGCGGUCGGAAGCGGGGCAGGUGCUCCAUGUAAGAGAGGCCAUUCUGCCUGCAUCCCUGGGAGAGCAGGUUGCCAUGGAAUUGCGGGAAGAAUCGGCUGCUUUGCCGCAACUGGAAGAAAGAGAUGACAAUGGAGCGGUAGCGGAACCCUCACGACGAAGGCUCGUGGGCAAACAGCCGCCGUCCAACCGGUCAGGGAUCGCUUUGCCAGACCGCGAAGCUUAUGGUCCUGUUCAACAGGUUGUUGUAGACUCAACCGUCAACAGGGAUGACUUUGAACAAACGGGGGAGGCACCAGCGCAAUUAGGCUUUCUACCAGCCGAGUUGCCAGCGGAUGCGCCUUACUCUCCUAGUUUGGGCCCUGAAGACACUGCAGACCUCGAGCUCCCGGAGUUUGCCUCUGGGGGGAGGGUCUCGGCACUCGAGCUUCCGGAGGUUGCCUCCGGGGGGGAGUCUCUUUCGGCGCUGAAUGUGCCUGACUUGGAAAAAAUUAUAGUGAGAAAAAUCCGCAAGGAACAAGCGGAAGGGGUUCUGUUGGGAAGCCACAAUCGGCUUCUGAUGGGCUUGAGUGAAGCAUUGAGACGGGUCCCAACGAGUGAACAGGAGGGACUGGAAUACGGAAAACAGCUCCGUUACAUGCUUCAAGAUCGCCUGGAGCUGGAAGAAAUGCUCCAAGUAUUGUCAAAACUGCAAAAGGCGGACAUGAUUCGACUGUGCAGACUGAGAACCGAGGGGAUCCCGAAGAAUGGUGAAGGGGAUCAGGAAGAAGUUCUUCAGUCCACCACAGUGGCACUGGAAGAAGUCAGAAGGGAUUUGGCCGCUUGGACUCCUGCAAUGCAGGGGGAAUACAAUAGCCUUGUGAAGGAGACUCAAGCCAUCGAGCCGGUGUCGGUUUGCGACCUGGACGAUGAGCAGGUUGAGUACGUCCCAGGAAAACUGGUGUGCGUACGCAAGGCGGGGAAAAAUGGUGGACGGAAAAAGUGCAGAGCAGUGAUCUGUGGAAACCUGCUGGACAGUGCCUGGGAUCCAGCGCCCAGUGGAGCCUACGCUUCAGGGGCUGAUGGAACAAUGAUCCGAGCUGUGAUCAACCAUGGAGUCCAACGAAACUGGGGGGCAUCUGUCACAGAUAUACGCACAGCAUUUCUGCUCGCGCCGCGUCCGAAGCCUGAAGGUGGACGAGAGGUCAUAGUCGUACCGCCAAAGGUGAUGAUACAAGCGGGAGUAAUCCCGGCAACCGAAAGGUGGAGAGUGCAUAAAGCGCUUUACGGAUUCACUUCGAGCCCGGCGCAUUGGUCAGCGCACAGAGAUCGAACGAUGAAAACCUUUCAAUGGCUGGAAGGUGAAUGGAUGUUUUACCUUCGCCCGACGGAGGAAGCAAAUCUCUGGAAGAUUUGGAAGGUUAAGGCCGCGGAAGAAGGCCGUGAAGAGGUGGGUCAAGGAAUCUUAGAGUACUUGGCUGGAACUCCUGACUUGGGAUUGAUGUACGAAGGAAGGCAGGGCGACAGGGGGCCGGAAGGCAACUUGCCGAUCCCUAGGAACACUGAGGUCGGUGACCGAGAGCCUGAGAACCAAGACUUCUUGCCUGAUGUGGUCGCUGGUGCCGAGUUGGAAUGGCGCGAGACGGAGACCGCUGACGAGCUCAGGGUGAAGGCCGCUACGGUAGUUUCUUCCUUGAAAAAAUGGGUCAAUGUGCCCAUCGUAGGUGAGGUGACCGAAAAGGUCAAGGCUUUUGUAGCUGUGGUUUUCACUUUGGUGGUGAUGUCAUUGGUUGUACGGCUGAAGAGAUUGGAGAAUCCGGACUGGCCAGGGUUAAAUCAACAGUCUUUAGACGACCUUUCUUCAAUCUUGGAAGCUCUAGGUACCUUGGAUGAGAUGAUCAACGAGGAAAAACAAGCAAGAGCCAUUGGCCGACAAGAUUUUCAAGAGGGCUGCCCCGGGUCGUUCAGAGCUUGCGCAUUGCGUUUGUGCGACGCCAUGGCAAGCACGACUGGUGAUGGAGCUGGAGGAGAUGAACCUGACGAAGAUCGGCCGGACAAGUCCUGGGUAAAGGGCGACUAUGAGCCGGAGCCUUCGAAGAAGAAAAAAAAGAAGAAGAAGAAGGGCAAAGGGCACCGACAUGAAGGUGAAGGGGAAACUGCGGAGGAUCAGUUGGAGUCCUUCAAGAGAGCCAAAAAGGAGGAGCCAAUCCCCGUCGCAGUGCCUGCUGAGACCCGUUCCGAACCUUCAGCAGACACCGAAGAUGACUGGGGAAAGUGGAGAGGAAAUAGAGGGGACCGAGAGCCAACUGAAGCGCCUGAAGCUCCGGAAGCUGCUCCAGGAACGCCAGUGGUGAUCUUGGGAGAAGCGGUGCCUACCACACCACCGCUAUACCCCUUGGUUGAUGCUGCUAGACAUGGUAGCUUCAGGCCCCCGGAACCAAAGAAUCCGCCGAGGACUUCUUCAACGGCGGGCUCUACGGCAACAGCUGCUGGGCCGACAACAGAUGUUGGACCAACUACGGAUGCUGGGCCGACAACAGAUGUUGGACCGACUACGGAUGCUGGGCCGACAACAGAUGUUGGACCGACUACGGACGCUGGGCCGACAACAGAUGACGGACCUUCGAGCUCCAGAAGCUCGAUGAACCUUCCUGGGCAUUUGGUGUCCUACUCAGCGCGAGGUUUUGGCAGAAGGACCGUGGAAUGGGGGUACUACACUCCUGAAGGUGAGCCAAUGGUGAUUGUGCCAGCUUCACCUGAUCGGUCCGAAGAGCACGAAGAGUGGAAAAAGAAAAAAGAGGAGGAGAUCGAGAGGUUGCCGGUCAUCGAAAGGGGACCGCGUGAUCCACCACCAGAUCCUCCUGCACCUGCCUUGAAGUUGGCCGCGCUGAGGAUGCCGUGCAGCACUGGCCGCGACGAAGGUCAUGGCCGACGUCAGCAGGGAGAAGAAGGCCAAGCCGAUGAAGAGGAACCCUGGGAACGUGCUGAGUUCCAACAGCCGCCCUCGGGAAAGAAGGAUGGAUGGACGCCACAGCUAAGGGGCUGGGUGGUGAGAAAACAUGGAACCAUGCGAGAGCGAAGGUUCCACCCGCUGCACCGUGGUGUUCCGUUCGACCCCAACGGCUUGGAAGCGCUGCGGGUGACCGUAGCCUUUGGACAGGACGGUCGAAGAACUGUCCACCGAGAUCGAUGGUCGGAUGGACCUAGGGAUCUCUUUCCCACCAAGGAGUCUUGGAGGGGCUUCACGUUCUUCAAGCUGAAGAGCCUGGAGGGAAACCAGGACGGUAUCGGACAGGUACCUCGCUACCAUGCGGGGGAAGAUGGUCCUUUACCGUAUUUGCCAACUCAGGAACCUUUUGGGCCUACAACGACUUCGAGCUCUACCUCGAAUGCUGCUGCGGAACCUUCGAGCUCUACGGCUGCGGCUGCUGCUUCUGGCGCUGUUCUGCGCUGGGGCUACCGCCGAGGAGGCGCUGCUGAGAGGGGCCGAGUAGUUGUACAGGCUGGUUCUCAGACCCCGCGACCUCCCGCCAAUGCCGAAGAAACUAGCGGCGAGUGGAGCGUCAUAGAGGAGGUCUGA
This is a messenger RNA of Cladocopium goreaui, 4449 nucleotides long. Lineage: Eukaryota; Dinophyceae; Suessiales; Symbiodiniaceae. The record is from the annotation of a GenBank genome assembly.